Molecule: messenger RNA, 4222 nt
Organism: Oenanthe melanoleuca
Lineage: Eukaryota; Metazoa; Chordata; Aves; Passeriformes; Muscicapidae
Gene: TCERG1
Product: transcription elongation regulator 1
Exons: 21
Coding region: 33-3065 (1010 amino acids)
Cellular component (GO): nucleus
Molecular function (GO): RNA polymerase binding; transcription coregulator activity
Source: RefSeq, a predicted model, not a curated record
GGGCGGGGCGGGUGCGCGCGACGGUGGCGGCCAUGGCGGAGCGGGGCGGCGGCGGCGACGGGGAGGCGGCGGCAGCGGCGGGCGAGCGCUUUGGCACCGACCUCCGGAUGGCUCAGCAGCAGGCGCUGCGGUUCCGCGGCCCCGCGCCCCCGCCCAGCGCGGUGCUGCGCGGGCCCCCGCCGCUGCUGCGGCCGCCCCCGCCCUUCGGCAUGAUGCGGGGCCCUCCUCCGCCCCCCCGGCCCCCCUUCGGCCGGCCCCCCUUCGACCCCAGCAUGCCCCCGAUGCCGCCGCCGGGAGGGAUCCCCCCGCCCAUGGGGCCUCCACACCUACAGAGACCACCAUUUAUGCCUCCUCCCAUGGGUAGCAUGCCACCACCUCCUGGUAUGAUGUUCCCUCCAGGAAUGCCGCCGGUGUCUGCGCCAGGAACGCCAGCAAUGCCCCCAGCUGAGGAGAUCUGGGUGGAGAACAAAACUCCGGACGGGAAGGUUUAUUUCUACAACGCGCGCACCCGCGAGUCGGCGUGGAGCAAACCGGACGGGGUCAAGGUCAUCCAGCAGUCCGAGCUGACGCCCAUGCUGGCAGCCCAGGCCCAGGCCGUGGGGGCCUCCACCCCCACCACCAGCAGCCCUGCAGCUGCAGCAUCUCCAUCCACCUCCUCCAGCACGCAGUCCUCCACCACCUCCACCACCACCACGGCCACCUCCGUGUCCCAGACCAACUCCACACCUACCACACAAGACCAGACCCCAAGUUCGGGUGUUUCAGUUGCCACACCAUCAGUCAGUGUUUCAACCUCUGCUCCUUCUGCUACACCUGUGCAGACUGUACCCCAGCCAGUCCCACAGACAUUGCCUCCUGCAGUUCCUCAUGCAGUACCUCAACCAACUGCAGCAAUUCCUGCUUUUCCACCAGUAAUGGUACCUCCAUUUCGUGUCCCCCUUCCUGGCAUGCCUAUUCCACUUCCAGGUGUAGCAAUGAUGCAAAUAGUCAGCUGCCCGUAUGUAAAGACAGUCGCUACCACCAAGACCGGAGUGCUGCCGGGCAUGGCUCCCCCCAUCGUGCCCAUGAUCCACCCGCAGGUGGCCAUCGCCGCCUCGCCCGCCUCGCUGGCCGCCGUCUCCGAGUGGACAGAGUACAAAACUGCCGACGGCAAAACCUACUACUACAACAACAGGACUCUGGAGUCCACCUGGGAAAAGCCCCAAGAGCUGAAGGACAAAGAAAAAAUGGAAGAGAAGGUCAAAGAGCCAGUUAAAGAACCCUCAGAGGAGCCUUUACCAAUGGAGACAGAAGAAGAGGAGUCUAAAGAAGAGCCCAUAAAAGAACUGCUAAAGGAGGAGCCAAAAGAGGAAGAAAUGACAGAGGAAGAGAAGGCAGCUCAGAAGGCCAAGCCAGUGGCCACCACCCCGAUCCCAGGCACCCCGUGGUGUGUGGUGUGGACAGGGGACGAGCGGGUGUUCUUCUACAACCCCACCACACGGCUCUCCAUGUGGGACCGGCCCGACGACCUCAUCGGCAGGGCUGACGUGGACAAAAUCAUCCAGGAGCCUCCUCACAAAAAGGGACUGGAAGAAGGAAAAAAACUCAUUAGAGAAGAGCACGAAGCUGCAGAGGAAGCAAACGAAGAUGAGCCUGUUAAAAUCAAAAAGCGCAAGAAAGAUGAUAUCAAAGACAUGGAUUCUGAGAAGGAGGCUGCUAUGGAGGCUGAGAUUAAAGCUGCUCGAGAGAGAGCCAUUGUCCCACUGGAGGCUCGGAUGAAACAGUUCAAGGACAUGCUGCUGGAAAGAGGGGUCUCUGCCUUUUCAACAUGGGAGAAAGAGCUGCACAAGAUCGUGUUUGAUCCUCGUUACUUGCUGCUCAACCCCAAAGAAAGGAAACAGGUCUUUGAUCAGUAUGUGAAAACCCGAGCAGAGGAGGAGCGCAAGGAGAAGAAAAAUAAAAUAAUGCAGGCCAAGGAGGAUUUCAAGAAAAUGAUGGAAGAAGCAAAGAUUAAUCCAAGAACUACUUUUAGUGAAUUUGCAGCCAAGCAUGCUAAAGACUCGAGGUUCAAGGCAAUUGAAAAGAUGAAAGAUCGAGAGGCCUUGUUUAAUGAGUUUAUCUCAGCGGCAAGAAAGAAGGAGAAGGAAGACUCGAAGACCAGGGGAGAGAAGAUCAAAAUGGACUUCUUUGAGCUGCUGGCAAACCACCACCUGGACAGUCAGUCUCGCUGGAGCAAAGUGAAGGACAAAGUGGAGACUGACCCGCGGUACAAGGCGGUGGACAGCUCCUCACAGAGGGAGGACCUGUUCAAGCAGUACAUCGAGAAAAUAGCCAAGAACCUGGACUCGGAGAAGGAGAAGGAGCUGGAGCGGCAGGCGCGCAUCGAGGCCAGCCUGCGGGAGCGCGAGCGCGAGGUGCAGAAGGCGCGCUCCGAGCAGACCAAGGAGAUCGACCGCGAGCGCGAGCAGCACAAGCGCGAGGAGGCCAUCCAGAACUUCAAAGCACUGCUCUCGGACAUGGUGCGCUCCUCGGACGUGUCCUGGUCCGACACGCGGCGCACGCUGCGCAAGGAUCACCGCUGGGAGUCGGGCUCGCUGCUCGAGAGGGAGGAGAAGGAGAAGCUCUUCAACGAGCACAUCGAGGCACUCACCAAAAAGAAGAGAGAACAUUUCAGGCAACUUCUGGAUGAAACUUCAGCGAUAACUUUAACAUCAACAUGGAAAGAAGUGAAAAAAAUCAUUAAAGAAGAUCCCAGGUGCAUUAAAUUCUCUUCGAGUGACAGGAAAAAGCAGAGGGAGUUUGAGGAAUACAUCCGAGACAAAUACAUCACUGCCAAAGCUGACUUCAGGACACUGCUCAAGGAGACCAAAUUCAUCACCUACAGAUCCAAGAAGCUGAUCCAGGAGUCAGACCAGCACCUGAAGGACGUGGAGAAGAUCCUGCAGAACGACAAGCGCUACCUGGUGCUGGACUGCGUGCCCGAGGAGCGGCGCAAGCUGAUCGUGUCCUACGUGGACGACCUGGACCGGCGCGGGCCCCCCCCUCCACCCACGGCCUCCGAGCCCACCCGCAGAACCACCAAAUAACCAGCCAGGCUGCCCUGAGCCAGGCUGCCCUGAGCCAGGCUGGCCUGUGCCAGGCUGCCCUGUGCCAGGAUGGCCUGUGCCAGGCUGCCCUGAGCCAGGAUGGCCUGAGCCAGGCUGACCUGAGCCAGGAUGGCCUGAGCCAGGCUGGCCUGAGCCAGGCUGCCCUGUGCCAGGCUGCCCUGUGCCAGGCUGCCUUGAGCCAGGCUGCCCUGAGCCAGGCUGCCUGUCACCCAGCGCUUGCAUGAGCCAUCAGGUCACACAUCCAUCGCUGUCAGUAUACUCAAACAUCCCAGCAGCAGAGGCAGGAGCAGCAUUAGUGAACAUUAAAUGGUCUCUGGGGGGAAACCAACAACAAACCCACAUUAAAGAUAUUUAUGAGUUAAUUGGAGCAUGGCUGGCAAACCCCAGGGUGUGGGCUGUCUGGUGGCUGUGGGUCUCAGGGUGGUGUGUGAGGUGGGGGAGGACACUGCUACCUGGGGCUUUCCCCUCAGCAGUGUCCUGCCUGUGAGUCCCCAGGGUGCUCCUGGUGUGCUCUGAGCGUGUCCUGUGUGUGUGCCACAGCUGCCUCCUGCUGCCUGCAGUCCCUGCAGGAGGGGUGACAUGCUCUGGUCGCUGAGAUUACUGAUCACUGACAGCCCCUCUGCAAACACCAGUCCCAGUUCUCUGCUUCCACCCUUGGGAGUGGAACUAAAUCUGUUAGAGCUGAGUGGAGAACAGGGACUUGGAGACCAAACCAGGUUUAUUCACAGGCUGCUCUGUUCCUGCCCCCAGCCAUUGAUUUGCAGCAGUCAGGUUGCUCUGCCCAUGUGAAGUUCUGUCUGAUGAGUUUUGCUCGAAGCUGGAAAUCCCAGAGGUGACCGAGCAGGCCAGGACGGUUGUAUAAACACAUUUUUAUUUACAAUAAAGUGAUCUUUACAUACUUCUGGAUUAGACUGUGCAUACCCCCUCUGGGCAAUUCUUGUAAACUAUACUCCUGUUUUGAAUGUUAAACUUGUGUUUCUAAAGUUUAAUUUUGAAAUGUUGGGAUUGUUCAGUUUAUGUAUUUGAACUACAAUAAACCAACCCUUUUUAUAUAUGGAUUGUACAGGCCUAAUCCCGAUUUCUGUUGGAUUUUGUUGGACUUGUGAAUUUAUGAGUAAAGCAAACGACUGAAGUGA